CAGCAAAUGGCGAGCCGGCUAGCUGAGCAGGAUCCCAACGAAUCUCCUUUGAAGCAGAUUGCAACAAAGUAUUUCCUAUCAUGCACUGCAGCAUUGGUUGCCGAAACGGUCACUUAUCCGUUGGACAUAACCAAAACUAGGUUACAGAUUGCUAGGAAUAAACACACGAAAGGAGGAAUGUUUCAAGUCACUUAUGACAUCGUCAGGAGAGAAGGGGCUAUGAGUUUGUGGACUGGUAUAGCUCCAGCAAUUACUCGGCACUAUAUUUAUACUGGGAUCCGAAUAGGUGGCUACGAAACACUGAGAGGAAUGAUGUUCGACGAGCAGAAAGAGCGGACCUUCCCUGUGUGGAAGUCCAUGAUUUGUGGUUCGGUAGCUGGCCUUGUUGCUCAGUUUGCAGCUAGUCCGACUGAUUUGGUGAAGGUGCAAAUGCAAAUGGAAGGGCUGCGCAAACUGCAGAAUCUACCUCUUCGAUACACAGGUGCCCUGGAUUGUUUUAUUUCGCUAUAUAGGACCCAAGGAUUUUUUGGUCUAUGGCUUGGAUGGAUACCAAAUUGUCAACGAGCUGCUCUUUUGAAUAUGGCCGACAUCGCUACGUAUGAUUUUGUGAAGCACAAAUUGGUCGGAGACUUCAGUUUCCGUGAUAAUUGGUUCACUCAUGCCGUUUCAAGUGCUUGUGCAGGGUUAUCGGCUGCCAUAGUUUCACUGCCAUCAGAUGUUGUCAAAACAAGAAUGAUGGACCAGAUAAGACAUGAGCUAGAUGCCAAAAUGUCCCAUGUCAAGAGUACCCAUGUCCAUCUCUACAACGGCUGCAUAGAUUGUUUUAUCAAAAUAGUUCGUCAUGAGGGAUUCUUCUCUUUAUACAGAGGAUUCCUUCCUAGUUACAUUCGAAUGGCACCAUGGUCAUUGACGUUCUGGGUUUCUUAUGAAGAAAUUCGGAAACUUGUUAGUGUUGACGUUUCAGAUUGGAGCAGACGUGUGGUAUCGUGGCAACUCUUGUUCUCAACUACACAAUGGUUGGUUCAACUGCCUUUCCUUUCCGGCAAUACUAUGCCUACACCUCAGCCGCCCCAUGUUAUCGAGCUACAAGGUGAUUCACGAGCGGCAUAUCCUUUAGGAUUCGGACAUGCUCACACAUAUAUACACCCUCGCGCAGCACUAAUUGGUGAUGCAGCACAUCGCAUACAUCCACUGGCCGGCCAGGGUGUCAAUCUCGGUUAUCAUGACGUUAUCGUGCUCAAUCGUAUCCUUGGUCGUGCUGCAUCAGAAGGAGCAGAUCUUGGUUCCAUGACAUAUUUGCAAGAAUACGACACUGAGGCUCAACGUAAUAAUUUACCGGUUAUGGUCCUUUGCGAUUGGCUAAAUAGAUUAUAUCGAACGAAUGCGGCUCCGAUUGUGUUGCUGCGAUCUGUUGGUCUUUCGAUGUUCAAUAGACUGACACCAAUAAAGGAUUAUCUCGUCACUCGAUUGUCGACAGCUAAUUGACAGGACCUCGCAAAUUCAAAUAGACGCAGAUGCUUUCUAUGAGAUAGAGUUGUUAUAUUGUUCAUUGAAUAAAUCUAAUUCCUUUA
Molecule: messenger RNA, 1571 nt
Organism: Cylicocyclus nassatus
Lineage: Eukaryota; Metazoa; Nematoda; Chromadorea; Rhabditida; Strongylidae
Source: the annotation of a GenBank genome assembly